AUGGCUGUUAUCAACCAACCAAAUAGUCAAAUUAAACUCACUAAUGUUUCCCUUGUGAGGAUGAAGAAGGGGAAGAAGAGAUUCGAGAUUGCUUGUUAUCAGAAUAAGGUUCAGGAUUGGAGACUGAAGGUUGAAAAAGAUCUCGAUGAAGUGCUACAGAUCCCGCAAGUUUUCAUCAAUGUUUCCAAGGGCCAAGUGGCAAAUAAUGAUGACUUACAAGCAGCAUUCAACACCACAAACCAAGAUGCCAUAAUCCAAGAAAUUCUAAAUAAGGGCGAGAUUCAAUUGAAUGAAAAGGAGAGAUCUGCUAAUUUGCAACAGAAGCAAAAUGAGUUUUUAACCAUCAUUUCGACCAAAUGCAUAAAUCCUAGGUCCAAAAAAAGAUACCCACCUUCAAUGAUUGAUAAGGCAUUGAAUGAGUUAAAGUUUCACCUAAAUCCAACAAAGACGACCAAGACGCAGGCAUUGGAUGCCAUCAAGCUCUUGGUUGAAAAACAGAUCAUUCCCAUAGCCAGAGCUCAAAUGAAGAUAAGGAUAUUAUUAACGAAAAAGGGUUAUCAAAAGUCAUACGAGGAUGAGAUCAAACCCAAGAUUGAUCAUCUCGACGAGCUUGAAAACAAUGGAAAACAAUACGAAAUUGUGGGUAUUAUAGAUCCUAUUAACUACAAGGUGCUUGUGGAAUUGUUAGAAAGUAAAGAGUUGAAGAAUGAAGGGUCUAUAGAAGUCUUAGAUAUGUCAGCUACAAAGGACUAA
This is a messenger RNA of Lodderomyces margitis, 753 nucleotides long. RefSeq names its product guanine nucleotide exchange factor. The record is from RefSeq and is a predicted model, not a curated record. The coding region runs from base 1 to 753 and encodes 250 amino acids. The transcript has a single exon. NCBI's taxonomy places the organism in Eukaryota, Fungi, Ascomycota, Pichiomycetes, Serinales, Debaryomycetaceae. Gene Ontology annotation, biological process: cytosolic ribosome assembly; ribosome biogenesis.